AUGAAUGGGAAGCAGCAAACAAAAGUCAAGUCUUUAUCACUUACUUCAAAAAAAAAAUUAUCAAGCUCUUUUACCUUACCAGCAAAUAUUUCUAAAUCGAAUAUGUUAAAUAAAACAAACUCUGUAUCUGAGUUAAUUACAUCAAAUAAAACAAGCUUUGGAGCCAAAUACAAAUUUUGUCUAACUGAAUGGGGAAGAGGUGAGCCGGCAAGACCUGAAGCACAUCUUGCACUAGAGUGUUCUAAAGUAGAAAAUCAUGUCCGGCAAAUCUAUUUGCUUUGUGUAGCUCAUCAUGAUGGUAUUACAGAAAAAACACAAGCUGAAAUUUUAUUAGCUAAUACUAAAAAACAAAGCAAUAAACAGUCUAGUAUUUCAAAUUAUUUUUCACAAAAAUUAGAUAGUUUAUCAGAAGGGCAUGAAGAUAGUGAAAGAGAUAUAGAUUUUGAUCCAGAAGUAGAUAGUGAAAAUUUGCCUAUUGCACUUAGAAAGCAAGUUGUAAUAGAAGCUAGAAUAUAA
This is a messenger RNA of Dentiscutata erythropus, 516 nucleotides long. The record is from the annotation of a GenBank genome assembly. Lineage: Eukaryota; Fungi; Glomeromycota; Glomeromycetes; Diversisporales; Gigasporaceae.